AUAUCGAGUUGAAACAAGCAUCAUCUCGCGACGCCCAGUAAUCGCGUUUGCAUCGUCAGGCAUAACCAGAGUAAACACCAAUGGUACUGGAACAAGGAACGCAGACACGAAAUCCACACAAGUAGCCUGCAAAAAGAGCGCCCAGUUACCACGUAGGCCGAGGCUGCUGAACGGGUGAGCUGCACGGCGCCUGGUGUGUUCUCUCAACCCUCCUACCCGUCCACAACCUCUAAUUCCGAAGGUUCUGGAGGAUCUGCUGGACGUUUUCUCCUUCCCGGAAGGUGCACAAACCCUCAGGCGUCUCAAGGACAAGGCCAGAACACGUGACAAAGUGCAGGAGGAUCUCGGGGGCGAGUUAAAGGUUGCUGGAGGUUAGGAGAGGUUGAAAGGUUACAUAAAAAUUCAUACGUUUGAGAGACGUUUCCACAGAACCCAUCAGUCUUGAAGACUUCCCAAGGUCAGGAAGAGGAGUGAAGGACGAGGCACAAUGCAGGACAUCGGCGAUCCUAUGAAAGUGGAGGUUCCUAAGAUCAAUGACUUGCUCGGCCUCGACCCCUAUCUCAAGCCCUUCGAGAGGGAGAUCAGAAGGAGAUAUGGAUGUUUUGAGAAAUUACUCAACCAAAUAAGUGAAGCUGAAGGAGGACUAGAGAAAUUCUCUCGUGGCUAUGAGAAUUUUGGCCUCCAUGUUAAUCCAGACAACAGUGUGACCUGCCGUGAAUGGGCUCCCCUAGCCCAGGGGCUGUUUCUCAAAGGGGAUUUUAAUAACUGGGAGAAGUGUGUCAUGCCUUUCAAGAAGUUGGACUUUGGUAAAUGGGAAAUCACUAUACCACCCAACCCAGAUGGAUCAUGCCCCAUUCCCCAUUUAUCACGUGUCAAGAUUGGUGUGUUGUCCUCAAAGGAUCAGGUGGGACUCCUGACCCCUAAAGACACGAUGGUGGACCGACUGUGUCCUUGGGCCUCGUACGUGCUGCAGCCGCCCAAGUCAGAGGGGAUUGCAUAUCAGCAUCACUUCUGGAAUCCUCCACCAGAAGAGAAAUAUACCUUCAAGCACCCAAAGCCAAAGAAGCCAUCAAGUCUGAGGAUUUAUGAGUGUCAUGUUGGCAUUGGUACUAGUGAGCCUAAAGUUGGAUCAUACAAGGAGUUUACCCAAAAUGUUCUUCCAAGGAUAGCAAAGUUGGGGUACAAUGCCAUCCAGUUGAUGGCCAUUAUGGAGCAUGCAUAUUAUGCCAGCUUUGGGUAUCAAGUGACCAGUUUUUUUGCUGCUUCAAGCCGGUAUGGAACACCAGAGGAACUCAAAGAACUGGUUGAUACAGCUCACUCCAUGGGGUUAUAUGUUCUUUUGGAUGUUGUGCAUUCUCAUGCAUCCAAAAAUGUCUUGGAUGGUCUUAAUGAGUUUGAUGGAUCGGACUCCUGCUAUUUCCAUGGUGGCGGCAGAGGAAUACAUGAUCUUUGGGAUUCAAGAUUAUUCAACUAUUCACACUGGGAAGUGCUAAGGUUCCUUCUCUCUAACCUUCGCUGGUACCUUGAGGUAUACAAUUUCGAUGGAUUUAGGUUUGAUGGUGUGACUUCCAUGUUGUAUCACUCACAUGGAAUAGGUGAAGGUUUUAGUGGAGAUUAUAAUGAAUACUUUGGGCUGAAUGUGGACAUAGAAGCUCUUGUUUAUCUCAUGCUAGCCAACCACAUGCUCCAUGAGCUCUACCCAGAGAUCAUAACCAUUGCUGAGGAUGUCUCAGGAAUGCCGGCUCUUUGCCGGCCAGUGACAGAAGGUGGUGGAGGGUUUGAUUACCGACUAGGCAUGGCCAUUCCUGACACCUGGAUUAAGCUUUUAAAGGAGAUGUCAGAUGAUGAUUGGGAUAUGGGGAAUAUAUGCCACAUUCUUGAGAAUCGACGCUACAAGGAAAAGACAGUUGCUUAUGCAGAGUCGCAUGACCAGGCCCUUGUAGGAGAUAAGACCUUGGCCUUCUGGCUCAUGGACAAAGAGAUGUACACUCACAUGUCCAAGAUGUCCCCUCCCUCGCUGAUCAUAGAUCGUGGACUGGCCCUGCACAAGAUGAUCCGCCUGAUCACACAUGGCUUGGGGGGUGAGGCCUACUUAAACUUCAUGGGCAAUGAGUUUGGACACCCAGAGUGGUUAGACUUUCCUCGGAUUGGCAACAAUGAGAGCUACCAUUAUGCACGUCGCCAGUGGAAUGUGGUGGAUGAUACCCUACUGAAGUAUGAAUACCUUAAUAACUUUGAUGCUGCCAUGAACAAUGCUGAAGAAAAAUAUGGUUGGCUAAGUGCAGAACCUGGAUAUACAAGCACAAGGCACCAAGGGGACAAAGUCAUUGCAUUUGAAAGAGCAAACUGCAUCUUUAUCUUCAACUUCCAUCCUUCUAAAAGCUACACGGACUACAAGAUUGGAGUUGGUUGCAGUGGGAAAUACAAGAUAGUACUUGACACUGAUGCUGAGGAAUUUGGUGGCCACAAACUCCUAGAUCAUAACACAGAGUUCCUCACAAAAAACGAAGGCUUCAAUAGUCGACCUAAUUGCCUGAUGGUGUAUAUCCCCUGCAGAGUCGCCAUUGUUCUUGCUAAAGUGGACUAAGAAAUGACGUCUAAACCACGUGUGUUGUAACAGUAUAAGUAUAUUGUAUAAUAGAAGAUUAAAUGAAUAGGAAAAAACCUGAGGGUGUUUGUUGAUAUUUUAUUUUUAUUUUCAUUUUUGUUUGUUUAUAUAUUUCAGUAUGAUAAUUUUUCUACAUAUUGUAUAUUUAUCUGUUGCUAUAUGAAGUAUUUAUACAGGUCUGUAAUUUAUAGUAGUUAUAUUAGACAGAUCAUUAUAUAUCUAUUUAUAAAGUAUGCAAAGUAAUAAACUGGAAAGGAACAUAUGUAAGCAAACAUAGAUAUUGAGUAGUUACAUUGAGGAAUAGAAUUUGUGCAAAAGUUUAAUGUUUGCAUUGUGUUUAGAGGCUAACAAAAUAGAAGCUCAAAUAGAAGUUUAUGCUUUACUGGAGAGGUUGACUCGUAGGAAGUAACAUAAUUGCCUAAACCUGUGUAUUUGUAUGUCAGGUGAAAGGAAAAAAAAUUAAUAUGACAUUUUCUGGUAGGAGCUUUUUCAUGACAUAGAAGGUGCCAUUUUAUUGUACUGAUGUUAUGCAUUUAUGGACCCUCUUGAUAAUAUAUUUUUGUAAUCAUUAUGAAUUUUGUAGUCUUCCAUAGAUUUAUAAAACAGAACAUGUUUAAAUGAGUGAAAUUUGAGUGCUCUCCAUGAAAGAGUGCAAUGCAAAGAUAAUUAUUCUUAACCUGACGAUUGCAAUGAGCUUUAUUUGGUCUGUAAAUUGAAAUAAUACUUUACAUUCAAGAAAAGAGGGUUGAGUAAAUACACUUCAUUGCAGUGGCUCAGCUUCACAAGGUUUCCGUCACUUGCUCACUAAACGAAACUAGGCUGCAGCCCGAUGUGUUGAAUGUGAAUUGGUUUUGAUUAUCUCCUUUAUAUUGGUGUGUCCUUAUUUUGUCUUUCCUUUUUGUUUGUAUUUGUGUUUGGGGGUCCUAUGAUGAGAUACUUUUUUUCUCUUUUCCGGGAUUUAGGUAUUGUUUUGAUCAGAUUUUUUUUUCCCUUUUUUAUGAUAAUUUGUGUUCUGGGAAUCAAUUGCUACACUGUUUCUAUGUUAAUUUCUUGGAAAAAAAUAAAAUUUCCAACCAGUAUGUAAGGCUGGAUAAUUGAAAUGAAAUAGAAAAGAUAUUAGAAAUUAUCUUAUUUUGCUGUGGCUUUUAUAUAUAUAUAUAUAUAUAUAUAUAUAUAUAUAUAUAUAUAUAUAUAUAUAUAUAUAUAUAUAUAUAUAUAUAUAUAUAUAUAUAUAUAUAUAUAUAUACACAUAUAUAUACACACAUAUAUAUCAGACAUGUUGAUUUCAUCUAACCAAAUAUCUUUUAUUGUUCCUGCUUUUCUGAGAAGGCAAAGUGUAUCUCUGUAAUGUGUGUUGCUGUUUCUGAUUUUUUAAAGAAUUAUUUGUAAUAUGCAUGCUUUAAGAGUUAAUGGAGCCGCAAUAACUGGAUUACUUUUCUUCCUGUCUCUAUCUUGAUCACUCUCUCCCUCCAUCUCCUUCUCCCUCACCUUCCUCUCUCCUCUCUCCUCUCUCCUCUCUCCUCCCUCCUCCCUCCUCCCUCCUCCCUCCUCCCUCCUCCCUCCUCUCUCCUCUCUCCUCUCCCCUCUCCCUCUCCCUCUCCCCUCUCCCUCUCCCUCUCCCUCUCAGUCUCCCUCUCCCUUUCCCCUCCUCCCCUCUUGCCAUAUUUAGGUUUACAAGAUGAACAAGGAGAGAAAAUACGUCAGUCCGUUGGAAAUGCAGCUUCAAAGGAAACAAAAAUUGGUGCCUUGAAAGAGUUGCUUAGAUGUUUCUUGACGCUGUUCUAGAAAGUGUAAUUUAAUCAAUUUACAGUAUUUUUUUAAAUAGUGGUCAGUCAUCCAUUUAUAUUUUGAGGGGAAAUUAUUAUUUUGAAGUUUAGCAAUUUCAGAAAAUUAUUUCUUUCCUGAUGGGAGUGGAUGACAUGGAGCAAACAUCUCAGUUUCUGUGAUACCUCAUGAUAGUGCUGUAAAUAGAUUUAAGUUAUAUAUAAAAGAUGAUAUUUUGUGUUACUAAUUAAACUGCAAAAGUGGCAGUUUAGUUUUCAGUUUUGAUAUUAUUGUCAUAACAUCUAAUCGCUGGUACAGUAAUCAAUGCUUGUCUUAAGUUCUAAUGAAUGCAAAUGUAUUUUCAUGAUAAUAAAGAAUAUUACAAGCCA
This is a messenger RNA of Penaeus indicus, 4761 nucleotides long. It is a transcript of the gene AGBE, whose product is annotated as 1,4-alpha-glucan-branching enzyme-like. The record is from RefSeq and is a predicted model, not a curated record. Bases 488 to 2587 code for a protein of 699 amino acids. Gene Ontology annotation, cellular component: cytoplasm. Gene Ontology annotation, molecular function: cation binding; hydrolase activity, hydrolyzing O-glycosyl compounds; 1,4-alpha-glucan branching enzyme activity. Gene Ontology annotation, biological process: glycogen biosynthetic process. Lineage: Eukaryota; Metazoa; Arthropoda; Malacostraca; Decapoda; Penaeidae. The transcript is spliced from 16 exons.